Puntigrus tetrazona (Sumatra barb) is the source of this 732-nucleotide messenger RNA. Its product is annotated as hemagglutinin/amebocyte aggregation factor-like. The record is from RefSeq and is a predicted model, not a curated record. The transcript has 5 exons. Bases 164 to 676 code for a protein of 170 amino acids. NCBI's taxonomy places the organism in Eukaryota, Metazoa, Chordata, Actinopteri, Cypriniformes, Cyprinidae.
GUGUGGUUAACCGAUAUCACGAAUAUUAAUAGGGAAAAUAAGAUCAGACUCCCGAUUGGCCGCCGCCGGAAUUAGUCACGUGACAAAGCAUUUAAAAGAACACGCACGACAAUCACUGCCCAAAAACUUUGUGAACGCAAUCGAGUCUGCAUCCCCGAACACCAUGAAGACCGUGGCUCUGUUUCUGCUUCUGGCUGGACUUCUGGAGCAUUCACGAGGCUGGGAGAACAGCUUCGACGGACCCCUGGACUUUAGCUGUCCUGCGGGCCACUCGAUCUCCUCCGUAACCAGUGAAAACAGCAAUUACCACGAGGACCGGCGCUGGGAGUUUGGCUGCCAGGCCACCUUCGGUCAGAGCGGAGAGUGUUACUGGACGAAUUACGUCAAUGACUUCGACCAACCGCUGCUCUUCGAGUGUCCGGCUGGAUUCGUGAUGGCGGGAACGAGCAGCUACCACAACAACAACUACGAGGACAGACGCUGGCGGUUCUACUGCUGUAAAAGCCCGUGUGUGACUACGAACUGCGACUGGACCUCGUACGUGAACGCCUUCGAUGAGUUCUUCACCUGGACCGUGCCUUCCAGGAACGUUCUGGUGGGAGCUCAGAGCUACCAUCAAAAUCACGAAGAAGAUCGCCGGUGGAGGUACAAGGUCUGUGUCCAGUACAGAUGCUGAUCCUGAGAUUGUCUCACGGGGAAUAUUCUCUGAAAUAAACGCAAACUAAAAAAGCA